AUGACAUCCUCCUCGUCCUCUUCUCAACCCGCGCACCUCGACCCAGCCACCUACCCCCGCACCCACACCGAUCCAACCCAAAACAUCCACCUAACACUCACCUACGCGCCCCUCGACCCAACCAUCUACCUGAAUCAAACCUCCUCGCCGGCCGCAGGAGCAAAUGUUCUCUUCCUCGGAACAACGCGUGACACAUUCCAAGGCCGCGCCGUCUCGCAACUAAGCUACACCGCAUACCCAGCUCUCACAUUCAAAACCCUCACCGCCAUCGCGGAGAACGCCGUGGCCACGCACCAGCUGCUCGGCGUGAGUAUCGCGCACCGUCUGGGGAUCGUCCCGAUUGGGGAGGCGUCGAUUGUUAUUGCGGUCAGUUCGGGACAUCGCGCUGCGGCGUGGAGGGCCGGCGAGGAGGUGCUGGAGGCUUGUAAGGAGCGGGCGGAGAUCUGGAAGAGGGAGGAGUUUGAGGAUGGGGGGAUGGAGUGGAGGGCCAAUGCUGAUCGGGAUGCGGAGGGGAAUCUGGUGAAGUGA
This is a messenger RNA of Penicillium riverlandense, 528 nucleotides long. RefSeq names its product molybdopterin synthase catalytic subunit. Gene Ontology annotation, cellular component: cytosol. Gene Ontology annotation, molecular function: molybdopterin synthase activity. Lineage: Eukaryota; Fungi; Ascomycota; Eurotiomycetes; Eurotiales; Aspergillaceae. Bases 1 to 528 code for a protein of 175 amino acids. The transcript has a single exon. Gene Ontology annotation, biological process: Mo-molybdopterin cofactor biosynthetic process. The record is from RefSeq and is a predicted model, not a curated record.